UUUUGGCUGAAGACUAAGCCCCCUGCGCAUGCUGCACUCCAUCUGCCUGGUUAGGUAGCUCCCUAGGAAUCUGUUGGGGGCGGGCAAGAGGGGAUCCCAUAACUCAGAUCCUCCCAAGGGGAGGGAAAGAGAUUCUGAAGCUUGGAGGAAGCGGGAAAUUCGCCCCAUAACUGCUCUUGGCUGUGCAUGGGGGGAGAUCCAAGAAUGGGGCUGGGGGGAGGAGAGAAGGAAGCCUAAAGGAAUCCCCUGCUCAUAUCUCCAUUUAGAUUCUGAUUCCGAGGCUGGAAGGAUCUUUGGAGAGCCAGCCGAGACCAGUUGCCCGGCGGUGCCAGUGCCUGGAAAAUCCUUUCUGAGUGUGGCAGAGGAGAAACAGGAGGAGUUGCAGUGGACAAAAUGGAGUCACCGUUGUUCACUGAAUCAUCUCCUUCUAUUGGUGGAGCUGAAGGAACUGCCGGAUUCCUGACUCAGGGUCCUGUGUCUUUUGAGGAGGUGGCUGUUAAUUUCAACAGUGAAGAGUGGUUGCUGCUUGAUCCCAGCCAGAAAGCCCUGUAUCUCGAAGUCAUGUUGGAAACGUCUAGAAUGGUGGCUUCUUUAGCCAUUGAUGCGCAGAAGAAGGAAAACGACCAAGAGCCAAAUUUAGUGCCAUUGCAAAUAAUCACAACUGAAAUUCCUGAGGAGACAUCUGCAAAUAAGUGGGGAAGGAGGAAACAUGAAAAGAAGCACAAUUUGAGAGAAAAAUCUAUUCUUGAAUGUGUGGAAAUGGAUCGCUUCCUGACCAAACGUGAUUCCAAAGAAAAUACAGAGAAAUUUCAAAGUAGAAAAAAAUUCAAAGGAAACCCCAAUGCUAGUAACCAUUGCAAAACGGAAAAGAACUUCAGCAGUAAUAAUCUUAUUUCACAUAAAAUGAACCAGGCAAAGGAGAAGCCCUACAACAGUGUGGGCUGUGGAAAAAGCGUUGGGACAAGAGGUAAUUUAGCUUCUCAUAAAAAUAUCCACACCAGUGAAAAAUGCUGUAAGUGCCUAGAGUGUGGGAAGAGUUUCACAACUAGCAGUUACCUGAUGUGCCACAAAAGGAUCCAUUCAGGGGAAAAACCUUAUAAAUGUGUGGAUUGUGGGAAAAAGUUCAGUCUGAAGAAUUCCCUUAGGUCCCAUAAAAGGAUACAUACAGGAGAAAAACCCUAUAAGUGCAUGGAGUGUGGAAAGAGCUUUAGGCAAAGCUGUGACCUUGUUUCCCAUAAACGGGUCCACACGGGAGAAAAACCCUAUAAAUGCAUGGAGUGUGGAAACAGCUAUAAAAGCAACCAUUCCCUGAACCUUCAUAAACGGAUCCACACAGGAGAAAAACCCUAUAAAUGCCUAGACUGUGGGAAGGACUUCAGGCAAAGCUGUGAGCUUGUUUCCCAUAAACUGGUCCACACAGGAGAAAAACCGUAUAAAUGUUUGGAGUGUGGAAAGAGCUACAAAACCAGCAGUUACCUGAACCUUCAUAAACGGCUCCACACAGGAGAAAAACCGUAUAAAUGCAUGGAAUGUGGAAAGAACUUCCGUGUAAAGAAUUCUCUUGUUUCUCAUAAACGGGUCCACAUAGGAGAAAAAUUAAAUAAAUGCAUGGACUGUGGAAAGGGCUUCAAUGUAAAGAGUGCUCUUAUUUCUCAUAAACGGAUCCACACAGGAGAAAAACCGUAUAAAUGCCCAGACUGUGGGAAGGGCUUCAGGCGAAAUUGUGAUCUUGUUUCCCAUAAACAGGUCCGCAUGGGAGAAAAACCCUAUAAAUGCAUGGAGUGUGGAAAGAGCUUCAAUGUAAAAAGUGCUCUUAUGUCUCAUAAACGGAUCCACACUGUAGAAAAACCAUAUAAAUGCCUAGAUUGUGGGGAGAGGUUCAGGCACAGAGCGUGUCUGAAAUUCCACAAAGGGAUCCAUAGAGAAGGAAAGCCUUAAAAAUGUGUGUAUUAUGGAAAAAGGUUCAGUGUGAAGACUUCCCUUACUUUGCAUAAAAGGAUUCAUACUGGAGAAAAACCCUAUAAAUGUAUAGAAUGUGGGAAGAGCUUCACAACUAGUAGUUACCUGAUGUGCCACAAAAGGAUCCAUACAAGAGAAAAACCUUACAAGUGUACAGACUGUGGAAAAAUCUUCGCUGCCAGUACGUUUCUGACUUACCAUAAAAGGACCUAGAAAGGAGAGAAACCCUAUAAAUCCCUGGAAUAUGGGAAGAGCUUCAGAUUUAAAAAUCAUCUUACUUCCCAUAAGAUGAUCCACACAGGAGGGAAAUAGAAAUGUAUGGAAUGCAGGAGUUUUUGCUGAAACACAAUGGUUCUCAAGAAAUAAUCCACAGUGGGCAGAAAACUAUGCCGUGGAAAGCCAUCAACUUAUUUCAUUUAUUAAUAUGACCCACAACAGGACAGGAGGAAGAUCCGUUUAGGGACUGAAGUGUCUUUAAUUUCUGUAAAAAGAUCCACUGUGAUAUGAAACCAUCCAAAGAUUUGGAGUAUAAAAAGAAUAACAUCUGUAGAAAAAUGUGGUGAACAGUCUUCCUUCUUUCAGAGUAUCGCCAUAGGAGCAACUGAAUAAAUGUAUGGAUUUUGGGAAGCUUUCUGGAUAGAUUUUUAAAUUUCAAUGGUAUUUCCUAUUCAGUUAAGUUAUCGCUCAAAAAAAUCUGUUUUUUUGAAACCCUAACAAUUGCCCCUCUCAUUGCUCCAAAACCUUAAAUGCUCUGCUUGGUAACAAGCUGCUUUAUUUAGGCAGAAAUUGAAUUAACAUCUGAAGUGAGUCUGGGAUCAGCCUCCAGGCUUUGUGAAGACCUGGUGUAUGCAAGCAAAGCAAGGGAAAAUGGAUUUGUGUAUAUUCAUUUUAGCUCUAAUUGUGUUGAAAAUACUGGCCUUCUUUAAACAAGUAGGAAGGCAUUUAAGCUUUUUUUUAAAAUACACUGUAUGUGUACAAGUUUGGUUGCAAGUGAAAAUUUAUCCCAAAUAUUUAUAUGUACAGGCAGAGUAAUAAAAUCAAA
Molecule: messenger RNA, 3001 nt
Organism: Ahaetulla prasina
Lineage: Eukaryota; Metazoa; Chordata; Lepidosauria; Squamata; Colubridae
Product: zinc finger protein 239-like
Exons: 4
Coding region: 394-1938 (514 amino acids)
Biological process (GO): regulation of transcription by RNA polymerase II
Cellular component (GO): nucleus
Molecular function (GO): RNA polymerase II transcription regulatory region sequence-specific DNA binding; DNA-binding transcription factor activity, RNA polymerase II-specific
Source: RefSeq, a predicted model, not a curated record